AUGCUGACACCUCCCACGGACUAUGGGUACGCGCCCUCGCCUGCAAAUGCCAUGGGCUAUGAACAGCAUCAUGUGCAAAGUGGUGAACGUCCCAAGCUUUUUAUGCAACCACCUGUUCUUAAUGAGUAUAAUUACAUGGUACAUCAAGGUACAUCUCAGCACGCUAUGACACCGCAACACGCUGGUAUGACACCGCAACACGCUGGUAUGACACCACAACAUGCUGCUAUGACUUCGAAAUAUGAGUCCGAGCCACUUUUGAUGAACGUUCAGAACACGAGUCACUAUUAUCCACCCCCACAAAUUAGCACACAAAUGCUGCACGUAUCGUCGGAUUACGAAUAUGCCAAUGGCAAUGUGGUCACACCAUCCAGUACACGCAGUAAUUCGAAACGGUCGCGAGAAGAUUUGAAUUUGAAAGAGAAGAAGCGGAUGUUUAAGCUCAAUGAUCGGAUUAAUCAACUCAAAGAUAUGCUGGAUGAGGCUGGUGUACAGACAAAGAAGAACAAACAGUCUAUUCUAGACAAUGCUGCUCAUUAUAUUGAGAUGCUACGUAGCAACUUGCUUAUUGCCAAGCAAAAGGCUGAACGGGCGGAAAAGCAAGCGGAAGCCUUUCGUACACAGGCACAGAAGUCGUCUUCGGGUGCUGAUAAAGUUUUUCGGGGGAUGUUUCAGAAGACUACGACGCCACGAGUUGUAGUGGACAUGAACAUGCAGACUGUCACGUUUAACAAUGCGUUUGUGAAGCACACGGGCAAGCCAGAGUCGAUGCUAAAAAGCCAAAACACUUUAGAGCAAUACUUGUGUGCAGACCAGAAUACGUUAAACAGGAUCAUGAAGAAGGUUUGUGAAACGAAUCAGUCGAUUGGUGCAUUGGUGAAGACGCCCACUGUAGGAGGUAAGACAGCGACUGUUAAUUUAGUGGCGGCAGUUAUCACCGACGAUGGUGGGAAGGCGACGAACGUCGAGUUUAGUCUCUUUCCUCUCGAGACAUCGCAGCACGUGGCAAUGUUAAAGCGAGAAAGUCAUGGAGUAAGUCAUGACGAUGCCGAGACAUCCGCGGAAGAGUCGGUGACUGAUGGUGAGACGAAGGACAAUUUACAGCUAUGA
Messenger RNA from Peronospora belbahrii, 1110 nucleotides. NCBI's taxonomy places the organism in Eukaryota, Oomycota, Peronosporomycetes, Peronosporales, Peronosporaceae. The record is from the annotation of a GenBank genome assembly.